UCAUUCCCUAGUCUUUGAGAGCUCAGGCCCUGGGCCAAGGGGAUUCAAUAUGGUGGGUAUAAAUUUCUCAGUAAGAAUGCUAUCCAAAGCAAGCAGUGCAUGUGUGCCUUAACCAGCCUUGAUACAGAUGUCCUCGUGUGUCCACUGCGGCCCGUGGAGCGCUUCCGAGACCUGCGUCCUGACGAGGUGGCCGAUUUGUUUCAGGCAACCCAGAGAGUCGGGACAGUGGUGGAGCAGCAUUUCCAUGGUACCUCCCUCACCUUUUCCAUGCAGGAUGGCCCCGAAGCUGGACAGACUGUGAAGCAUGUUCACGUCCACGUUCUUCCCAGGAAGGUUGGAGACUUUAGCAGGAACGACAGCAUCUAUGAUGAGCUCCACAAACAUGACAAAGAAGAGGACUCCCCGGCCUCUUGGAGAUCAGAGGAGGAAAUGGCGGCAGAAGCUGCAGCGCUGCGUGUCUACUUCCAGUGACUCAGGCACGAAAGUAACUGGAACAAAUCCCAAGGCAUAAGGAAGUGGGCCUCGCUCUCUAGGACUCCAUGGCAUCGGAAGUGAAGCGAAGCAGCCUGUAUUAAAUCCUCUGAUUCUGCAACCUUUCUCGAACCGUUUUAUUACACUUGUGGAAGCCAUCGGGGUCACGUUUCAAUCACAGUGACUGACAGGCGAGCUUCACAACAGUGGCAUCGGCAGCCUUUUCAAACUUCCUUGGCUGUAUACUUGGAAUAGAGCCUUUCCUAAAUUGUCCCUUCGCCUCAUUGGAAAUAAAAUUGUAGUUAAAAUA
This is a messenger RNA of Loxodonta africana (African savanna elephant), 781 nucleotides long. It is a transcript of the gene FHIT, whose product is annotated as fragile histidine triad diadenosine triphosphatase. Gene Ontology annotation, biological process: diadenosine triphosphate catabolic process; purine nucleotide metabolic process; negative regulation of proteasomal ubiquitin-dependent protein catabolic process. Lineage: Eukaryota; Metazoa; Chordata; Mammalia; Proboscidea; Elephantidae. The record is from RefSeq and is a predicted model, not a curated record. The coding region runs from base 100 to 471 and encodes 123 amino acids. Gene Ontology annotation, molecular function: bis(5'-adenosyl)-triphosphatase activity; ubiquitin protein ligase binding. Gene Ontology annotation, cellular component: cytoplasm; plasma membrane; nucleus. The transcript has 5 exons.